GGCGAAUGUGCUUGGGGUUUGCUUCCGGGUCUUGGGCUUGGGUCCCGGGCGCAGGGGAUUCUGGGAGUCAAGAGUCGUUAUGGAGUCUGUGUGAUCUCUGGAGGCUGCUGAAUCGGGCCUCAGCCAAGGCAUAAAAGAUGACGACAGCAGCUCGGCCAACAUUUGAACCUGCGAGAGGUGGGAGAGGAAAAGGAGAAGGUGAUUUGAGCCAACUCUCGAAGCAGUAUUCUAGUAGAGACCUACCUUCUCAUACAAAAAUAAAAUAUAGACAGGCCACUCAGGAUGCCCCUGAAGAGGUUCGGAACCGUGACUUCAGAAGAGAGCUGGAAGAGAGAGAGAGAGCUGCUGCAAGGGAAAAAAACAGAGAUCGUCCAACUCGAGAACAUACAACCUCGUCUUCAGUGUCAAAGAAACCUCGGUUAGACCAGAUUCCCGCUGCCAACCUUGAUGCAGAUGAUCCUCUAACAGAUGAGGAAGAUGAAGAUGAAGACUUUGAAGAGGAGAGUGAUGAUGAUGACACUGCAGCUCUUCUUGCAGAACUGGAAAAAAUUAAAAAAGAGCGAGCUGAAGAGCAAGCCCGGAAGGAACAAGAGCAAAAAGCUGAAGAAGAAAGGAUUCGUAUGGAAAACAUUCUGAGUGGCAACCCUCUCCUUAAUCUUACUGGCCCAUCCCAGCCUCAGGCCAACUUCAAAGUUAAAAGAAGGUGGGAUGAUGAUGUUGUUUUCAAGAACUGUGCAAAAGGAGUAGACGAUCAGAAGAAAGACAAAAGAUUCGUUAAUGAUACGCUGCGAUCUGAAUUUCACAAAAAGUUUAUGGAGAAAUAUAUUAAAUAGUGCAGUUUUAUGUGCUUAAAGACUAUAAAAUGUAAAUAAUCACUGUGACUUUAUUGGUUAGUUUGUUUUUUUCUUUCCCUCCAUUUAAAUUGUGAAUAGGCUUCCCUAAUUUUAAGUUCCAAAAUAUCUUUUCCUUGAUUGACACCUUAUUUGAUAAGGACUUGGGGAUUGUUUAACCCAGUUUCUAGUCUGAAUGUUUCCAGUCAUACGUUUUCUUUUUAAAAUUGGAAAGAUUAUCUUCUUGUAAUGAAUGUUUUUCAUAAUCUAAAUAACCAAAUUUGUGUUCCCCAACUUUUUUGUUGAACUGUAUGCAGCUUAUAAAACACUGCAUAUUUUCUUUUGUGUAUUUCUGUGUACAUUAACUUUUCCUCCUCCUUCCUCUAACAUUGAUUUGUGGUCAGUUAACUCCUGAUGUCUUCUCUAUUUUUUAAAAGAGUGUGAUGAAAGAUGAAAGGGACUCACUUCAUUGUGGACCACUUGAUGCUAUGGAAAUGUGUCAUCAACCAGGAAGUGCCCUGAUGUGUGCCUGAGGGAGCCCGGGGUGUCUUACCUUUGCAGAGGCUCCUUUCUUGGCCCAAGACAAGAGCUCCCGAAGCAUGCCUGGGAGGCUGGUGGCCCUCACUGUGUUCUGGAUCCCCAGCCUCCAGGUUUCUCUGGAAUGAGAGACAGUUUGCACAGUGACACACAUUAGAGACAAAGCCUAAGAAAUUUUUAAAAUCAAACAAUGCAUGAAAUAAAAACUUUGGAAAUUGGA
Messenger RNA from Phyllostomus hastatus (greater spear-nosed bat), 1587 nucleotides. It is a transcript of the gene CWC15, whose product is annotated as CWC15 spliceosome associated protein homolog. Gene Ontology annotation, molecular function: RNA binding. The transcript is spliced from 7 exons. Gene Ontology annotation, cellular component: catalytic step 2 spliceosome. Lineage: Eukaryota; Metazoa; Chordata; Mammalia; Chiroptera; Phyllostomidae. Gene Ontology annotation, biological process: mRNA cis splicing, via spliceosome. Bases 138 to 833 code for a protein of 231 amino acids. The record is from RefSeq and is a predicted model, not a curated record.